CUACGUCGUGCGAUUUACAUACUAUCCGUCCUGUCAGAUGAAAAACCGUCACGACGUUUAAUUUGCCCAUUAUUUUCAGAAGUAUUAUAAAAAACUCCAAAUGUCAAUAUACAUAUAAAUCAAUACAAAACGAUUAGUAUGAGUGUGCGUGUGAUUUGAUAAGAAUGAAAGCGGUGAAAGUCUUGCAGACUUGCACCGAUGUUAUUCGUGCGUUGCGCGAAUGAACCUUUAUUGCUGACGAUCAAAUAUAGGAUGACAAUUUAACUGGACCGAGUGAAAUAUAUCGUUUCAAUUGAUAUAUCGAAAAGAAAUUGCGAGAUUUCGGCAAUCGUGAAAUUUGUCAAGUGAAUCCAUAGCAUUAGUCAAUCGAGUGCAGUGCAUUGCAGCAAUCACGAUGCCUGUCGACACAGCGCGCACUUUUGACACUUACUGGCGAUUCAGAAUUGGCUGGCUGAGAAAUUUUUUGUAGUAUACUCAUCGCGGCGGGUUCCAGUGGAUUGGAGUGCUAGUCAUACUGAGAGAAAGGAAAUGACAGGCAGCAGUAACAAUGAAAUGAGUCAGGAAAUGACAUCGGGAGUUGGAGGCGAUGGAAAGAAGCACACGGUUCAUUGGUUCCGUAAGGGACUUCGGUUGCACGACAAUCCCUCCUUGAAGGAAGGCCUUGCCGGGGCAUCCACUUUCCGGUGCGUCUUCGUGCUGGAUCCCUGGUUCGCCGGAAGUACUAAUGUUGGCAUCAACAAAUGGAGAUUUCUGUUGCAGUGCCUGGAGGAUCUGGAUUGCUCACUGAGGAAAUUAAACUCCCGUCUAUUCGUGAUCCGCGGCCAGCCAGCCGAUGCGCUGCCCAAACUCUUCAAAGAAUGGGGCACAACGAAUCUGACCUUCGAGGAGGAUUCGGAACCGUUCGGACGCAUACGAGAUCAUAACAUUUCCGCUCUAUGUAAGGAGCUCGGUAUAUCGGUGGACCAGAAGAUCUCUCAUACGCUUUACAAGUUGGAUGAAAUCAUAGAGAGAAAUGGCGGAAAACCGCCAUUGACCUACCAUCAAUUUCAAAAUAUCGUCGCUGGUAUGGAUCCGCCAGAAGCACCAGUAUCGACAGUGACUGCUACCUGUAUCGGCAGCGCUUAUACUCCUCUCAAGGACGAUCACGACGAUCAUUAUGGUGUACCCACCCUCGAGGAACUCGGCUUUGAUACAGAAGGUUUGUUGCCACCGUUGUGGAUUGGUGGCGAGAGCGAAGCCCUGGCGCGGCUCGAGCGUCAUCUCGAAAGGAAGGCAUGGGUUGCGAGCUUUGGCAAACCAAAAAUGACGCCGCAAUCCUUACUACCAAGUCAAACUGGGCUUUCGCCUUAUUUGCGAUUCGGAUGUCUCAGUACGCGACUAUUUUACUACCAACUCACUGAUCUGUAUAAGAAGAUAAAAAAAGCGAUGCCGACGCUUUCGUUGCAUGGACAGCUCCUCUGGCGCGAAUUUUUCUAUUGCGCCGCAACAAAGAAUCUAAACUUCGAUCGAAUGCAGGGUAACCCAAUAUGCGUGCAGAUACCAUGGGACAAGAACAUUGAGGCGCUCGCAAAGUGGGCGAACGGUCAAACAGGAUUUCCAUGGAUCGAUGCGAUCAUGACUCAACUGCGGGAGGAAGGUUGGAUACAUCAUCUGGCUAGACACGCGGUGGCUUGCUUCUUGACCAGAGGCGACCUUUGGAUUUCAUGGGAGGAAGGAAUGAAAGUGUUCGAUGAGCUUCUCUUGGAUGCCGAUUGGUCCGUAAAUGCCGGUAUGUGGAUGUGGUUGUCGUGCAGUUCUUUCUUCCAACAGUUUUUCCAUUGCUAUUGUCCUGUUCGAUUUGGUAGGAAAGCGGAUCCAAAUGGCGAUUAUAUCAGACGUUAUUUACCGGUGCUAAAGAAUUUUCCAACCAGAUAUAUUCACGAGCCAUGGAACGCACCACUCAGCAUACAGCACGCCGCCAAAUGCAUUAUUGGUAAAGAGUAUUCGUUGCCGAUGGUGGAUCAUAGCAAAAGUUCACGUAUCAAUAUCGAGCGGAUGAAACAAGUAUACCAGCAGCUGAACAAAUAUCGCGGUAAUGCAACUUCGUUUAAAAGAAAAAAAUAUCGGCUUGCUGAACGCGUUGCUGGCACCACCGGCAAAGAAUUCCGAUAAAGAAGAAAGAAGACUUACCGUGUCUAGAAGACGACCAGAGAAUCGAUUCCAUCAGCAAUUCCACUCAACAACAGCAGCAGUAGCAACAACAAUAACAAUAAUCGAUGUAGCAAUUGAGUGUAUUGUGAUAACGCUAACAACUGUUUCUUUCAUGGGUUUAAUUAAAAAUCAAAUUAGUUUUAA
Molecule: messenger RNA, 2334 nt
Organism: Ooceraea biroi (clonal raider ant)
Lineage: Eukaryota; Metazoa; Arthropoda; Insecta; Hymenoptera; Formicidae
Gene: phr6-4
Product: (6-4)-photolyase
Biological process (GO): entrainment of circadian clock by photoperiod; circadian regulation of gene expression; negative regulation of DNA-templated transcription
Cellular component (GO): cytoplasm; nucleus
Molecular function (GO): FAD binding; DNA binding
Source: RefSeq, a predicted model, not a curated record